Chanos chanos (milkfish) is the source of this 3362-nucleotide messenger RNA. RefSeq names its product SHC (Src homology 2 domain containing) transforming protein 1 (gene shc1). Gene Ontology annotation, biological process: intracellular signal transduction; cell surface receptor protein tyrosine kinase signaling pathway. The record is from RefSeq and is a predicted model, not a curated record. The transcript is spliced from 12 exons. Gene Ontology annotation, molecular function: receptor tyrosine kinase binding. NCBI's taxonomy places the organism in Eukaryota, Metazoa, Chordata, Actinopteri, Gonorynchiformes, Chanidae. Gene Ontology annotation, cellular component: plasma membrane. The coding region runs from base 16 to 1779 and encodes 587 amino acids.
CCCUGACGUUUCAACAUGGAACUCGUCCCCAAAACCAAAUACACGCAUUUCCGAAGUGACUCGUUCAGCUCGACGGAUGAGACAAACUCCAAUCCCUCACUUCCCUCCUCUGCUCCUCUCACUCCUCUCACUCCUCCGGGCAUUCCCUCCUCUCUCUCUUCCUCCUCUCUCACCCCCAUCCUCCCUCCGUCCUCCCCGCGGCAGGCGGAGAACAGCCCCACCACGCUCUGCUCCUUCUUCCCCAGGAUGGGGGCUCUGAAGCUGGGUGUGUCUGCUACUUUACUCCCUGGUCUGAAGGCUUCCAGCAGGCCUCCUUCGGGUCCUGCCGAGGGUUUGGGGGAGACAGAGGAGGAGAGCAGCACCUCCUCCGCACCUCCUCUCUUCUCUCUAACAGCUCCUUCUCCUCCUCCUCGGCCUCCCCAGGACAUGAAUCGGCUGGGCGGAGCCUCGCGGCGGGCUCGCGUGGAGGGCGGACAGCUGGGAGGAGACGAAUGGACGAGGCACGGCUCCUUCGUGAACAAGCCCACCCGAGGUUGGCUGCAUUCGGACAACGUGGUCAGCACUUCGGGGGUCUCCUACACUGUCAAGUACAUGGGUUGUGUUGAGGUACUGCAGUCGAUGAGAGCGCUGGACUUCAACACCAGAACGCAGGUUACAAGAGAGGCGAUAUCCGUGGUAUGUGAGGCUGUGCCGGGUGCCAAAGGAGCUCAGCGCAGGAGAAAGCCCUCCUCACGGUGUCUGUCCUCCAUCUUGGGGAAGAGUAAUCUCCAGUUUGCUGGGAUGACAAUCAGUCUCACUGUGUCAACUAGCAGCCUCAACCUACUGGCUACAGAGUGCAAACAGAUUAUUGCCAACCAUCACAUGCAGUCCAUCUCUUUCGCAUCAGGAGGAGACCCAGAUACGGCUGAGUAUGUAGCGUAUGUAGCCAAAGACCCCGUCAACCAACGAGCGUGUCACAUUCUGGAAUGUUCCGAGGGGCUGGCGCAAGAAGUGAUCAGUACCAUCGGUCAGGCCUUCGAGCUCCGCUUCAAACAAUACCUGAAAAACCCUCCCAAACUCGUCACCCCUCACGACAGGAUGGCACCAUUUGACGGCUCAGCGUGGGAGGAAGAGGAGGAGGAUUUGGCCCCGCCCCCUGAGGUUCCAUACUAUAAUAACUUCCCAGGGAAGCAGCCUCCCCCUGGUGGCUUGGUCGACAUGAGGACACGCCCAGGCCACAGCACAGGGGCCACACUGCCCUACGGUCAGCCCGGUCAAAAUGAUAUCCAUAAACAACCUCUGCCUCCCCUGCCGGUUGGAGUAAAAGAAGGAGGCAGAGAACUCUUUGAUGACCCUUCAUAUGUAAAUGUGGAUAAACCCCGCCUCCCAGUCACUGCAUCCAAUGGCAACGCCCACAGAGAUGCUUUUGACAUGAAGCCAUUUGAUGAUGCGCUGGGGGUGUCAGGCGCAGUAGCGCCCCCUUUGGCGGAGCAGUUGCAGAACGAGCCCUGGUUCCACGGUCCGCUGAGCCGCAGGCAGGCGGAGAGACUGCUGACCAGGGACGGGGACUUUCUCGUGCGGGAGUCGGGCACCACGCCAGGGCAGUACGUCCUGACCGGGCAGCAGGGAGGCCAGCCAAAGCACUUGCUUCUCGUGGACCCGGAGGGAGUGGUGCGCACUAAAGAUCAUCGUUUUGAGAGUGUCAGUCACCUGAUUAGCUAUCACAUGGACAACAGGCUACCAAUCGUCUCCGCGGGAAGUGAAGUGUGCCUGCAGCAGCCAGUCGAACGCAGAGUCUGACUGGGAAAGACACACCCUUCCGUAUCAGACACACCCCCUUUCUAUCUGAUCACUCCUUUCUUCCUCUGACUUCCUGUUUAAGACUCUUUUAAACAAGAGUUCACCAGAAAAUCCCUCGUUUCUGAUUUGGGAGACACAACAAAUGAAAGAGAAAAUAAUAACAUAUAGUAAUAACAAACUGUAUUUUAUAUCUUCAGUCUGAUACCGUCUGAUAAUAUCUCCUUCAGUAACGGAUGCAACAUUUAAGACGCCAAGACCGCGGAAGAAAAACAUCCUUUAAUUACCGAAAAAAACCCAAGAUGACUCAAAUGGAAAAAAUAGCCAAAAAAAAAAAAAUCAUUUGGGGAAAUGGGUGUGAGAGUUUUUCCUCUAAGCGAUAUGUCAUAUUGUCCUGUUAUUCAAAAGGUAACCGAGGUGACGUGCCCGCGCAUUCCGUGGCGUCAGGUGACCUGACACUUUGCGAAUCCCGUGUCUUGUGUGACACUCCAAAGAAAAACAGAGGAGAGAGGAGCUCAUGUGCCGAACGAAACGGAAGCACUCCAAAGACUCACAGCUGGGACUGACUGUACCCUGAAAGCUGCUUUUUCAAAGCCUGAACUGUAAUCGAAUGAGUUUUAAGCAGAUCCCAGGCAACAGCCUAUCACGGCUCCCCCGUUUUUGAGGUUCGCUGAUGAAUAUGCAUAAGUUAACGUUGGAAGGAUUUCAAAGCUAACAAAUACAUCAUACACUCCUUCCCAUUUUAAGGCUUCAUCCACAGAACACUGAGAUCUCAACUGAACUCCCACAAAGCAACGUUUUGUCCGCCCACUCCAACUCAAAACAAAACAACAAAAAAAAAAACCCAAACAAAAAAAGAAGAGAAAAUUCCCUUCUGGGAAUUCCAGCAGUGAUCUUAUCUAGCAAUUGGUGCCAUUUUAGGAAUUCAGACCGAACUCGAACUAAGUGUCAUCCGUUUAGGGAACGGUUCCUUCGGGUUUUUAUUCACUCCGGACGCCUUGUCCGCUCCUCCGUAUGCAAAUACUCGGCGGCUGUCUCAAACGCUCCUGCAGAGAUACUGAACUUCUUUCUGGAGAAAAGGGACGGUGACCUCUCCCCCUGAGGAACAGAGUGACGGAGGUAAAAGAGGGAGGGAACAGGAGAAGAAGCGAAGCACAGCCAUGAGGACCUGGUCAGAGGACAUGUACAUAUAUCUAUUGGAUUUGAACGGACGAACAGAGAAAUGCAGACGCGUUAAGAACGUAUUCAGUGGGUUGUCUGAAUAGGGUGGCAAUUCAGAAAGAAAGAGGGGGGGGGGGUCUGUAUUUUAGCUUGUUCUUGAUGUCAUAUUUGAGAAGAGUUUAUAGCCUGCGGUAUGAUGUCAUUUCCUGAAGAAUCAUGACAAAAUACAGCAGAUGUCUUUUUUUAAAUUCUCGGUGCAUUUUGGGAAAUGUCGUGAAUGACAUCAGUUUUCUUUUUUCGUUUUUGUGUUGUUUGUUUUCUUAAACAGACACUCAGUCUGCUUGCAUCGACAAUCUGUCUGCGUGUGUGUGUGUGUGUGUGUGUGUGACGCAAGACUGUUGUCACAAACGUUUUUUUUUUUUUUU